Molecule: messenger RNA, 525 nt
Organism: Falco peregrinus (peregrine falcon)
Lineage: Eukaryota; Metazoa; Chordata; Aves; Falconiformes; Falconidae
Product: rheacalcin-2-like
Exons: 5
Coding region: 1-525 (174 amino acids)
Molecular function (GO): signaling receptor activity
Source: RefSeq, a predicted model, not a curated record
AUGGAACCAACGAGGACGUUGAGGCUGGGGCUGCUGGGCUGCCUGCUGUUUGUCCCCUGGCUGCGCGGUGAGUGCCGGGGUGGGGGGGACACCGCAGAGCUGGCUGCCUGCGCCUGGGGCUGGGUGCCCUUCAACGAGGGGUGCUACAGCUUCUUCCCCAGGGAGCUCAGCUGGAGAAGGGCAGAGGCCUUUUGCCAGCGCUUUGGCACCAGCACCCACCUGGCCUCGGUGCACAGCGCAGAGGAGCACCGGGCCAUUGCUGCCCUGCUCUCUUCCUCCUACCCUGGCGAGGACAGCGAGGAGGAGGAUGAGGAUGAUGGCAUAUGGAUUGGCCUCCACCGUCCCCUGGGGAGCCGCCGCUGGCAGUGGUCAGACAGCUCAGAGGUGGACUAUGGCUCCUGGCACCAGCAGCCCGGCCCCAGGAGGAGAGCCUGUGCUGCGCUGCAGGAUGGCGCCGAUUUCAUGACGUGGUACAGUGAUGCCUGCUCUGAGAGAAAACCCUUCGUCUGCAAGUCCAGCGCCUAG